Molecule: messenger RNA, 31598 nt
Organism: Coregonus sp. 'balchen'
Lineage: Eukaryota; Metazoa; Chordata; Actinopteri; Salmoniformes; Salmonidae
Source: the annotation of a GenBank genome assembly
AUGCCAUUAGAAAUAGCAGGCCUGUUGAUCAAUCCUGCCGACAUGACAGCUUCGCGCCGCGAGGCCUGGCUCUUUGAGUGCCGGUGCUGCGGCAUCACCCUCUCCCGUUUCUCCCCACUAAUUGGUGAAAGUUCUCUUAUAUAUGCUCGUGGCACAGAGCUCUUCCCCCCCCCCUCUUCCUCCUGCUCUUCUUCUUCUUUGGUUUUUUCUCCCUUGCCUCCCCUUCCUCUAUCCAUCCCCAUACAUAUCUAUUUUUUUUUUUUUUACUUUAACAUUGUCACAAUGGAAAUGAUAACUUUUAGUUAGAUAGUGCAAUUGGGUUAAGAAAAGGAUGUGUGUGCCGCAGGCGUUGCUCGUUCUGCAUUUACUACGGGUCUAGUGCAGCUCGCUUUUGACAUUGACUCUUGUCACAUCAUCAAUGCAAGAUAGGAAGCGUUAGAAGAAGAAAAAAAUCUCUCAUUGCCAGGUGAUCUUACUUGCAUGGAGAAUGCGAUCAUGAACGUUCAAGCAAUAUUUUAUAUUGUCAAUUCACUUGAUAUUAUUUGAAAUAGAAAAUCUAAUUUAAAUGUUCUUCGUCAUUCAAUGUCAUAAUGUCAUCAAAUUCGAAACCAAUUUAAUUGUUGCCUCUCACAACAGCUGUAUAGUAGCGUAAGUCUUUUUACUUAUUCAAUUCAUUGUAUAAUCCCUCUCUUUUUAUCAAACAGAAUGAAGUUGAACAGUAAAAAAUGUCAAAACAAUUGGCAGGAAAUCUCUCUGUGUUGCCUGCUGGCUGUCACGGUAGUGCGGCGGCAGUGUUUUAAUCCACCGGCAUCUCUCCCAUCAGUCUUUAACGCCACCCACUCUGAGUCUCCUCUGAAGUAAAUAAAUGAGUGCGAGAGGGGGGAGAUAAACACACAUUAAAUGUUUAACUGUCUCACAUUUGUCAUCUGUUUACCCCUCUUAAUUAAACAGACACAGCUUAGCCCUGGCACUCCAAGUGCAGCCACACACACACACACAUGUAGACACAAACAUCUCUUUAGCACUGGAGCCUGAGCGCAAACACUGUGUUGCCGAUUAUUAAUUGAGUCAUUCAUAUUGAUUUAAUCUGCCUUUUUAGGUUAGUAGAGGAAUGGAGGCAGAACCUGAGAUAUUAUACCUCUUGUGUUUACAGUGGGGCUUGUUGAAAUCUAUUUCCCAUCUCUUCUAGUUGUGGAAUAGAGAAAGCAUCUAGCUAGGGCUUCUACUGAGUGGGUUAGACUCUGCUUUUUGUGUGUUAUGUACAUUGAUGUAGGCUCUGUAGAGGGUUUGCCCGGAAAAGAUGGAGUUCCACGGGCUUGUCUGGAUUUGUUUAUUUCUCAGUAUGUAAUUGUGAUUUAGUGUGAACUGAAAACAUCAACUACUACCUCCACCCAGUGGCACAAAAGGAGAAAAAAAAAUCCCAGGUAUGAUUGGCAGUGUGCAGUAUCUAAUGUGGGUGUGAAGACUUGCCUUGGGCAGAGGGAGAAGGAGGGGGGAUUUUACCACACAAUAGCAUUGCUAUAUCUAGCAUUCUGCAUUGUUCCUCUUAUCCAUACACUACUUCAUACUGUAAACUCGGUCAGGAGACUCCCCUCAUUAUCAGCAGUGAAUUGUAAUGGUGACAUCUUUAGAAGCGGCAGCGGAGCCGACGUGAAUGUGACUUGUUUAUGGAUCGUAGCAUGCAAUCAAACAGUGUGUGUGUGUGUGUGUGUGUGUGUGUAUUUUCAUGCAAGUGUUUGUGUGAAUCAGCAGGGAGAUCUGCACCACUGUAAAAUCUACCGUAUUCUCCAUGUUAAUCAUUCCCUUGAAAAUGUACAAUUAACAGUGUAUGGUUGUACGGUAGUGGUGUGCCAGUUCUCCAGGCUGCCGGAGAGAGAUGGAGAGAAAGAGAGAGCCGGUAUUGAAGCCCGGGCCUCGGGUGAGUGGGAGAGGAGAGGAGAGUAGAGGAGAGAGGAGACGAAUUGGGGGGCUCCUCAGAAGCCCCCUCUCUAGAUCCGAGGCGGGAUCAAAGCAGCUUGUUUUAUGUGGCUGGCACGAGACUUUGAAGUCCCCGAGUCACCUACAGCACUCACUUCAUCAAGUUCACUAGUGUCUUAAUAGCAGAUCAAUAAGUUUCAAAGUCGGAGAGUUAAUUUGAUACUAGUGCUGAUGUGAUCAUGCUGGGCCACAGAGCUGCCUGCUCUCCUCUCCUUCUCUUCACCUAGAUUGGACCUGUUUUAGACUCUCAACAUGCAUUAAGAUGUGGAGGGGUUCUCUGAUCACUGUUUACUCUUAAAGACCGGCUCCGGUGAACACCUAAUUAAUUUGGUUGUGUGUCGGUGUCAGUGCAAUUACAUCAUUCAUUAUCCAAUAAGAAUUAUAUUUGUAUAGUGUCUAAUUUUGUUAUAAAUUUUUUAUUAUUAUUAUUAUUCAUAGACAUAAACAUGUAUAUUGAUGUAAAAUUACAAAAUACUGUAGAUCUAUCAGGAACACACAAUUAUGUUGUAAAAUUCAGCAUAUAUUCAUCUAUUACUGCUAUGUUUGGAAAAUACUCUAACAUUUUAGAACGAAAUGUUCUCCCAUGUUGAAGUAGAACUCUAAAUAUAGCAGUAGAUAAUAAAAUUAUUGACUAUGUUCUAAAUUUUUUAAAGCAAUAUCAAAAUAUGAUAUUUCCCACUAACCAUAAGUGAGGUAAAAUAAUAUACAUCUCUUAUGAAAAUUACAGCUAUAUACGAUACUUAUCUAAAAAUAAAAACACUCGAUAAAAAUCACGGCGAUGCCGACGGCUUUUGGAGGCGCAGUAAAAUGUAGAUAUGGAGCGGUCGGUCCUAAGCUGCUUUCUUCAUUUCGAUAAAAGACACUACCAUCUGUAUUUUGGGGCGGUAGUGCCGGUGGGCUGUUGGGGUCGGAUCGGCACCUUGAGAACAAAAGCCCAAUUUAGAAUGUUCAUCUAAGGGUUGCUAAUGGUAUUAGGGGUCCGGCGGGGUGGUCGGCAGGGGCCCGACACUCCAAGAUGCGCCCACAGCUUGACCCCCGACCUUCACCAAUUCACCGGCCGGUGGCAUUAGUGCCCCACAUCUGUCAUUUUUCGUACACCCCCCUCAGCACCUUUUUACUAUAUUUCAUAGUGGUAUUUUCCAGAGAAAAGAUAGAAAGUCUUAAUAUGCCCAUAAAAAAGGUUCAUACUUUGGUCGCCCACCUGACCGAUAACUGGAAAGUGAAAGCAGCGAAAGCACCUCAAAGAUGGUAAAAAUAACUGUUAUCGAACGAGUUCUUACGCCUCAUGGAUGAGAAGACAAAACGUUUUUUGGGGGCAAAAUCAUUUUUUCUUAAGCAUUUACAAUAGAUGUUGGAUUAACAGUAGGACUGAACUAAAUGGCAUUGUUACCCGGCUAACUUCUCAGCGAGGCAGGUGCAGGUAAGAAUGCUGGUGAUUAAGACGCUGUUUUUUGAAAACACGUUUUUAUUACGACUUGGUAUUAUUCUGCCCAGUCUCGAUCAGAAAAUAUGUGAUUUUUCAGACAUGUUGUUUGAUGUACAUCCCGGGUUGUACUUAAUGCAUUUCAGACUGUUGGGAAAAGGUUCUCUGGUUUGAACUGUAAUGGUGUAAGCGGGUGGUUCUGAUGGUUAAGGGAAAGGGUAUCCCGGUUAGAGUUGAAAUGUUGGUAGCGGGUAGUGCUGGAAGGCUACCUGUGUGGUCCUUGGUGGUCGGCACUGUGUCAGGCUCCGCGUAGAGCGCUGGCAGUCCAGGUUUUUUAUUAAUGUUUCAUGGCAAAAUUGUGCAGGAAUUAUUUACUAUUUCGUGUCUGUAGCUUAUUCCUCUUCAUUCCAACUCAUGUUAGAAAUCACCCAGGAAAAAGUAUUCCAUGAGGAUGGGAGCAAUGUUCCUUAGAAUUCAGAUUCUAUCAAAAGAAGAAAAAAAUCAUAAUUUUGGACUGCUGUCACAGUAAAUAUUUGUAAUUUGUGGUUUCAGUCCUUUCAGUAAAAACUGUAAAAAUCCUGAGUCAGAAUAUUUAUAUCUUUCUCUUUUUUUCUAACGUUCCUCCAGCUCACGCACAAUGAAAUCGUGCUUCAUUAAAAGUGUAUUCAUCUUGUCUCUUGUCUCCAGGGAGGCACCUUAAGAUGAUGUUGUGUCUUUUUCUUUAAAUUGUCUGAGAAAAAAAAAUCUCCCAGAUUUGGUCCCUGUCAGUCAGAAAUAAUUGUGUGCUUAAUCUUGUCCCUGAUGGAUGACUUGGAGUUCAGCAAUGGGCCAGGUCCAAUGACAAAUACAAUAUUAAUAUUCAUUAACUGCUUUGACAAUGCUAAUUUUGAAGCAGUAGUAAAGGGCCUUCCAAAGUUAGCGGCCAAAGCAUCAGAGCUGCGCAAGGUGGCAAGAUAAUUUGUGCUGCUUUACUGAGCUGAAGGCUUUUAAAGUCUUAAGGAGGGGAAAAAAAAGCUGGGUACCACAAACAAAAUACAAGAGAAAAGGAAAAAGUUCAGACGCGUUGGAAACCAGGACUGCGGAAGUAAUACGAUCAAGAGACGGCAAAAAAAAUUUGACACCUCCGAUACCGCAUCUUUGAGCGAAUAUAAUUUUUUUUUUUACAGAAAUUCGCAACCAAAAAAAGAGCAUAACAUGGUAAGUCAGCACAUUCUCGAUUUUGUUUAAUCUUUUUGAUCUUUUCAAUUAUCGCCAUUUGAAGAUCAAUAGUCCUUUUUUUCUGCUAUGGUUGAAAGGCUCACAGCGGUGGUAUGGUGGAUGGUCUGAACACAGCUUUAAGAGUGGGCUUCCUCUCUUCAAGCCACCAGUUGGCCGGGCUUUAUUUCCCUUUGCCAGUUCGUUAGGAACCAUAACGGCUUGUUUCGAUGUAUUAGUAUUUUUGUUAUUGUUCACUGCUGUUGUUAGCUUGUCUUCUGGCUUUGUUUGACUUUGGAGUUGGAGCUCCUUUUUCUUCUCGGUUGUCUUUGGAGAUUACAGGGCGACAGUAGAGGUUGCAAAGCUGUAACAGUGCGACAGGUCUUUUGUUAAUAAAUGUCUGGUUGGUCUUUUUGGUGUCGUUGUAUUUUCCGGGGUCCCUUCAUCAAAAUCUGGGGCUACCGGCAGGCAGGACCAGGGGGCAACGGGGCCACAACACCACACACUCGCUGCGCCAUUGGAUUACAUUCUUUGGCUUUUUUUGUUGUUGUUGUCCUGUGUUUUUUUAUUUUGUGUUUUAUUUCGUCCGACUCCUAUUGAAUGGAGCGUGGCUAGCGUUGGGGAUUAAUGACAUGACGAGGGACACCCCACUGCUUGAGUUUAGCCAAGUUAGGGCAACUCCUAUAGAAAAGUCGAGGAUCUUUAUGUCUGCCAAGCCGCCGAAGGAAAGUUUCUCUCCCUAUCCCUCACUUCUUUCUCUUACUUCUUUCUCUCACUUCUUUCUGUUGUUCUUUCAACGUAUCAAAGAAAGAGAGAUGGACACGAAAUAACUUAUUAGGGGGGAUAUGAAGAUGGGCGAGGGGGAGAGAGGGACUCCUGGUCAGAUGCGGAGGAGAGCAAAGCUGCCUGAGUGUGUGUGUGUGUGUGUGUGUGUGUGUGAAUGAGGGGGCUGAGUGUGAGCAGCCCGGUUUGGGCGCUCGCUCUCUCCUCUGUCGGACCUGGAUCUGCUUACCAUUGCUGGCUGGCGCGCCACCGUUCAUUUUCCCUCUUCUUUGGGCUCGUGUGUUAUUGACUCAGUCGAUCGGGCGUUUGGUUUGCGAGGGGCUGUCGUAGAUGAGGUGCUGCCCCCCAGUGGAUUAGUGGAUGACAUGGUGAUGGGCGUCUUGUUGUAGUCUGUGCGCUACCAUGAGCGCCAGCAUGCUUGUUUUAACCAGGAACCGAGCAGCAUCCCAAAUACAGCUCUUUUAAAUGGUAAGACUUCAACAUUAUUUAUUACCUCCUGUGCUUUUUUGUUCAACUAAUGUGAGUGGACUUUAAAUCUGGCUUUAAAUAUUAUUAUUUUAUUGGAGUUUAUUGACAUUAUUGUAUGUCUUCCAUUUGGCAAUUUAUAAUAGUUUAGUUGCUAAGUGACAUGUUGAAAGGAAGUGUUUGAUUGCUUUGUCUGACAGUCUGACAGGGUUUUAUCUAAGGCAACACUAAUCUUAAAUUAUAAUGUAUUAUUUUGUCAAAAUAAUCAUAUUGAUAUUAAAUCAUUACAAUUAUGAUUAAGGUAAUGAAAUCAGUCAAGUGCUUUGUACUACUGUUAAUUACUAAAUAUCAUGUAUUUUUUCUCCAGUUUCUUCUAAUGGAUUUUUAUAUUUAUUUAUUUUAAAUAGCAAUUUUGAUAGUUAUUGUUCUUUAAAUAAUUUUGAAACGUAUUUAAAAAAAUGAAUUUUAGAUCAUGAAACUCAAUUUGUAUUAUAAGUACAUUUUCUAUUAAAUCAAUUAUCAUGGUAUGUAGAUUAGGAGCAUCUCUUUGAGUUUAUGCCAAUCAUUUUCAUUUAGUGUCCUGUCUUGUAUUCCUCAAAGUUAAGUCCAAAUGAGUGGGAUUUGUAACGGUCGCCAUCCAUUGUUGUCCAUUCCGGUAUCCUCUCUUUCUACAGACUUUCCUCUCUGUCAUUUCUUUUCUUGCACACUUUUUAGUCUAGAGCGAAUGCCGGAGACAGUGGAGUGGGAUAGAGGGUCUUUUAUUUCUCUCUUUUUUCAGAGGAGUAGUCUCUCCUGUUGGUCGCACUGUUGCCAUUGUGGCCCGGCGGAUUGGGAGCUGUCCAUCAUUUGCGUGCGAACUGACAGUUUACUUAAGAAAGUGCACAUGGGACAAAGGAGGUCACGGGAGUGUGGCGGCCGAGUUGAAUGGAGGGAGGGAAGGCAAUUAGCCGCCACGUUGUGAGGGGUUCAUUUACUUGUCAAGCCCGGAGCCUCGUUGCUUUUGUGGGAGCCGUGUAAAGGACAUUCCCAGGGCUUUGUUUUGGCAUUAAGGGCCUCAGGACUGCCUGGCGAAGGCCAGAGGAGAGCAGGGCAAAAAAAAAAGAGAAACAAAGUGAAAAAACUUCUUGAAAUAAAAUAGUUGGAUAAAAGCCAUGCGGUAGGAUUUUGUUGUUUCCGUUGUUGUCAUUUUUAUACGUCUUAUUGUUACUCAGAUAUUGAAAUAUACUGGACCGCCUUUUCAGUUGGCCCUAUAUUUUAAAUAUUUUUUUAGAUUCAUUAUCACCAGGUAAAUUUAAGUGACAAUGUGUUUGGAGUAUACCGUAGGUCAAUUCCACCGACUUUUUUUUGUCACUAAGUAAUAUUACAAUGAUAACCGUAUAAUUAUAGAUUUAUUAGGAACCAACAUUUUAUAUUUAAAAUAAAAUAUCUAAUUAACCCUUGGUGAAGCAGGUUGUAGUGCAAUUAGUUAAUUCAUCCUGCUUGUUAAUUGGUUUCUACGUCUCCUGGGUAUGCUUUCCCUGGUCAAAGGCCCUGGAAGUGCUAAGAGUCUGCAAAGAGUUGGGGACAGGAGCAUGGUUGUGGGGCCCGAAUAUUCAGAGGAAAUUAUCUCAAGAUAAUAACGUUUAAGAGAAGGAGGACAGUAGGGGGUGUGGAGGCUUUAGGCCUUGCAUUAGGCCUUGCUUAGUCGAUCUUCUCACACAGAGAGCUCAGGAAGAGUUUGACGGUGGAAUCGUCCAUCCUCCCAUCUUCAGUAUUGUAGGACAGGAAAAAACUGAAAGAAAACCCCACGUAGAUGUCACGUCCAUGUCAAAGGGAAGACAAAUACCUUUCUUUCUCGUAUUCUCCUUCCCCCCUGGAAAGUGGGGUUGGACAGGGGACUGUCAGUAUCACACGGAUAAGUGACUGUUGGCCACAGUUUGCUGAGCCUGCCCUCCCUUUGUGGAUGUUGUUUCUUUCUCUUUUUUUCUCCCCCUCGCUCCUCUUUGUCUCUUUCCUCUUGCCUUGCUCACUUCACCUUGUUGUAGCCAAAGCUUUUCAAGCUGCCAGUUCGACUCUGGGCAUCCUGGAGGGACGGCAGAGCCCACACCCACAUACACACCCAUAUAUACACACACACACGUAUACACACAUACAAGCGUGCAAUCUGGGAGUUGAGUAAUAACAAAACAUUUUUGGGGUGUAUAUUUUUUCUUGUUUGUUGCUUGUGGGAACACUUCUCUGCACUGCCGGGAAGUAGCGCUUGAUCUUUUUUUCUUGCCUCGGUUUGUGUUCUCGCAUUCAUUUCUUGUGACCGGCACAAACUUUCCUGAGAGAGGAGGCUGCAAAGGGCUGCUGAGAGUGGUGGAGGAAGCUGAGGAAUCCUCAGGCUGUUUUAGGGGAGGUACGGGGGGGGGGGGGCAGGCCACUAGGCCCCAGACUCUGAGCCCCAUCCGUGGAUCUUUAGAGACAUACGCCUGUGGUGCCUCCAGUCACAAAACCCGGGGAAAACAGUAGGCCAGUCGUGUGGCGAUGAGGAUGCCAGUUUGAGGGACACGCACAUGCCCAGCCGCACACACUCCAGUACUUUGGGGGAAGAAGAACUGAGGGCUAAGAAAAGACAAAGAAGAAGAAGUAGAGGAGGAAGAAGAAAGGGAGGCCGUAGUGAGGAAGGAGAAGUGGGAGGCAGGUGAAAGGAGAGCAGGGGGUCAUGUACCUGAGGGAUGGUGUUUUAGCGGGGCCGGAGGAGAGGGGAGCCAGAGGAGGAGUCCUCGCCCCAGGGCUCUCCCUCCUCCAGCAGAUCGGCUGCUGGCAUCUCAACCUCAGUGGCUGGGUGAGUAAAGCACACUCCCCUGCCUCUUCUCUCCGUCUCUCUUCAUCUCUCUUUCUCUCAAUUCCUGUGCUCCAUCACUUUUUGAUUGUGUUACCAGAUGAUGGUUGUUGUGAUUAAGGGGGGCCCAGGGGGUAUUCCCCCACUGUGUGUGCAGGCUGGUGGUCAUCUGCUUUAAAGUGGCUGUAAAGAGCGCUUUUUCCUUUCAAAUAUAACUCUAUGCCUUUUUUUUUUGGGGGGGGGGGGGGGGGGGGGGGGGGGGCUGUGUAUGUUUAUGUGCGGGGAGGGGAGGUGUGUUCUUGAUCUUGGUGUGUGUAUGGGAGGAGUGUGUGGGGAUAUGUUAAUGAGCAGUGUACAUUUACAGAAACAGUCCAAAAACAGGAAGUAGCAGCAUUGGAAAUAAUUGUGCUUUUUGCCAUUUUGUUUUAAAUUGAUAUUUAAAUCUAUAAACAGUUAUUUACUAACAAAUUUACAUUUAAAUAGUUAUUUCAAUAUUGCGUUGUUAUUCCUCAAAAUAUAAUAUCUUGUUAUCCAGCUGAAUAGUAUUUCCUAGACAAAUAAUUACUUGAUUAUGCUCAUGUCUAACCAUUAAAUAUUAAAUAUAAUUGAAAUAACCCACAAAUUAACAUAUUCCUCUGUUGAUUUUGCAGUCUAAUUCAAAAUUAUAAUUACUUCUUUCAACUGAAAAUGAGAGGCGCUGAUUGCAUUUCAAAAGAUGACAGAACUACUGUAGUAUCACUGCUUAAAGACGCCUCCUCAACUCAGGUAGGAAAGCUCAAGAGAUGUUUACAUUUUAACAGGAAAGCAUAAACACACAUAGCAUUCAUGUUGCUCUUGUAUAAACCUCCAUAUUGAAGACAUUAAAAUCAAUUUUUGACAAUUAUUGAUCAAAAUCACAUUGACAAAGUUAUAUGUAAGAUAUAUUGCAGAAUGUAAAUUUGACAAAUGAAAGACUUCGGUAUGAAAGAAUGAAUGAAGAGAGAUGGAGAAUGAGAGCAAAGGCUUUGGCCCAGGUAACAUUUUUGUUCGGUCCUGUGAUCAGCAGCAAGUAUGUCACUGCAGCAAAGUGAAUAGAUUAAGUUUUAAAUAUACUGACUCGGUCUCUGGAGCAAGAUACCCUUGGCUGGACUGCUUUCCCCCUUUCUGGAAUAGCAAUACUGAUCGCCUGGCGCCUUCCUAAAUUGUUUCAUUUUUUUCCAACCCAGCUCUGAGAUCCUUUAAUGUUACUAACAGAUAUAUAGUAUUUUAGUGCAAACACAACAGUGAAGGUUGGUUUCACGUGUAAACAAAAGUAUGUGUUUAAUGCUGCAGAAAUUGUCCAGUUUUAAUUAAAAUAUGGUGAUCUAAUUUAAUGUUCAUAGAGGAUUAAACUUUAAGAUAUUGUCUUGGUAAAGUAACCAACACAAAAUGAUAUGUAAUGUGUUUCUCUGCUCGUUUGACCCCAAGGUGUUGCAUUAAUAAAAAUGUAGCAUUGCGCCGAUUUCAUGUGUAGCCUACGAUCCAUCUUUGUGAAUGUUCAGUUUGAUCUCCAUCACUGCUAACAGUGAGAGGGAAAAUGUAGUUACUGGAAACAGAGAUGUGAUAUGGGCAUCACUUGGAGAUGAGAAUGUUUUGCAUGGAAGGGGCACUCUGAACUUCUCAGAGGAAAACUUGAAUGUUUUAUGAAAAUAGAUCCUAUCCUGCCAAUAUGAGGUAUUGUGGACAAUCAUUUGAUGUUGCCAUGGUAAUGACAUCAGUUUGUGUUUUGAUUUUUACACUUAUCAAAGUCCACAGACACAGACACACACUCCAAUCAUUCCCUCCCUCUCUUUUUCUCCCUACCUCCCACUCCCCUUGCACAGUCUGUGUUUUCUGCAAACUGGCACGUUUUGGGAGCGGUUCAGGGCCUUGGCAGCCGCUUCUGUUUGCUCUGGAAUUUGUGGGCCUGUGAGGACCCCUAUCCAUCACUAUGCUGUCAGGCCCCCCCCCAACUCCUCCCCCGCUCCCCACUGGCUCAUCCCCACUACAGCUCAUUACAGCCCGCAAGCCGUUGUGACAACUUAUCAUAUCAUGACAUAAAGCACAGAGAUACGCGCUAGGCCCCCCAGAGGCCACAAGGUCGCCACCUUCACAUUUAGUCUUCAAAUUGCCCUGCAAGGUGCCACCAAGCGGAUAUGCAAGGCCAACAGCUUUUCCCUGUCCUGGUUUUCUCUCCAGGGCCCCUUUCUCGCUGUCCUCCUCCUGUCCCUUUCCUUCUGUUUCUCACAGGGCAUUCUCUUGUAACUGUCAUUCCCACAUAUCUGUGGUGAAGCUGCUCAAAGAGUGGUUUGUAAGAGUAAAUAAAUUAAUAUUUGAUUAGUCUAGUUUCCUCUUAUUUAUUUGAACAAGUUUGUGACUAGACUAAUUGACGAGCAAUACAUCAUUAAAACAUAGUUAUUGACUCUGAUAUUUUCAGAUCCAAAACCAUGGUCAGUUGAACCAUAGAGCGCAAGGCAGUAUUAGAGAAAGAGGGUACCUAACCAACCCUACAUCAGCCCCAGUGCGUGAGUGGCUGAUGGGAAAGCCUAGGGGUCAGGGGUCGGACAAUGAUGCUGAGUGAGUGUGACACUGCCUCUCCGUGGCAACCAUAGAGCCUGCACACAAACACACAGGCCCUCUCUCCAUCCACACAGCUCAGACACUAGUGAGGUCACCACCAGGGGUCAAGACCCUGAGCCCUGCGGCUGUCACUCGCACCGAGGGGUUUCAGCGUUCGCACGCAUACGCUCACGUGAACACGCAUGCUCUCACACACGCUCACACAAACUUUUCUUGAGGGAAAACAUUGCUCUUUCUUGGCAGUGUGAAUCAUUUUAGUAUUUUCUAUGUUUUUAUAAAGUAGUGUUUGUGUGUGUCGCAAGUGUCCUAGUACUGCAAGUCUUCUGUAAAAGGUUUUGACAUUCAGCAGUUGGAAUUGCUGCGGGACACUUUCAUUCAAAAUUAACAUCAAGGAACAGUAGUGUAUACAUAGUCAUACGAUUGUGUGCGUGUUUGUGUACACACUGUACUCAACAGCUCUCUCAUGACUGGUCUCCUAGUAUAUUUCUGUCUAUUGUAAUGCAGGAAGUGGUGAGAGUGAUUGAAACAGAAGGGCCAGGAAGUCAGCUUUGCUCUUCCCUUUGUAGAGAAACAGAGAACAUACUCCCACGUAGUUCCUUUGUGUAGUGUGUGUAGUGUGUGUGCUUUACAUAAUGCUCCGCUUGUUUGAGGAGCUGUGUUGUGAUUCCGUCAGCGCCUGUUGUCCGAGGGUGUUAAAAGCAGGUUCUGUACCGAGGUCUAGUUUACACAGGUAUAGCAGGGUUUGGAUUCACUUGAACGGAAAGGGUGUUUGUGUGUGUCUGUGUCUGUGUCUGUGUCUCUGUGUGUGUGUGUGUGUGUGUCUGUGUGUGUGUGUGUUUGUCUGUGUCUGUGUCUGUGUGUGUCUGUGUAUGUGUAUGUAUCUCUGUGUGUGUCUGUGUCUGUGUCUGUGUCUGUGUCUGUGUCUGUGUCUGUGUCUGUGUCUCUGUGUGUGUGUGUGUGUGUGUGUGUGUGUGUGUGUGCACGGUGUAGGCUAUAUUUUAUUUUCUAGAAGCAGAAAUGUAUUGUUGAUCGAAGAGAUAUGGUGUGCACCAAGCCUGUGUUUCCUGCGAAGGCCUGAACUUCAGGUGUGAUGGGUCUCAUGUCAGUAAAACAAAACAAAUCAUCCUGCUUCUCUCCAUGGAUGUUCCACUAGAGCUCUGGGAAUGUGUUACAGUCCAGAUGGGCUCUGCACUGUAGGUGUUGGAAUCUGGGAUGGCCCACCUGCUCUCUCUGUGAGUGUGCAGAAGCUAAACUGAUGAGCUUGUCAGGGAAGUCUGAACUCUAGGGCAUGUAGAGGUGUGGGAGUCAUCUUGACCCAAAUGGAAGUUGUAGUGAAUCGUUCACUCGCACACACCUCUCACUGCACACCUACUGCAAGCAUAUAAUUGAGAGUUGUUUUAGAAUAACUGCACUGAAAAAUAAUCGUUAGAACGAAUUCAGAAUGUGUUUAUUCUUUAGACUUGAUACAGCCAUGCUUUCUCUGUAAGGCAGCACAUCUCCGUUGCUUAUGCAUUUUUCUCUCUAUGGGUAACAUUACACCUCCCUCCUUUCUCCUCCCCUCAGUGACACAGUGAGAGGCUGGCCGCUACAGUAGCCAAACAGCAGCAGUGUCCGCGUGGAUCUGAAGCCACAUAAAGUGGAGCACUUGUCUUGGCUAUUAUUUGCCUGGCUCUGCUCGGGGCUUCUGAAAAGGAGGCCUGUUAGCCCCUGAAGUGACUGUGGUGUAAAUCGGUUGACUCUCUCUCUCUCUCUCUCUCUCUGUCUCUCUCUCUGUCUCUCUCUCUCUCUGUCUCUCUCUCUCUCUCUCUCUCUCUCUCUCUCUCUCUCUCUCUCUCUCUCUCUUCCUCUCUCACUGUCUGUCUGUCCUUCAUUCUCUCACCCUCUUGCUCACCCUCUUUCUCUCAUCUCUUGCUGUCUAUUUUGCUGUCUCUCCUUCCCUCCCUCUCUCUCUCCAUCCAUCCAUCCCUCACCCUCUCUCUCCUCUCUCUCCUCUCUCUCUCUCAAUGCAGACUCAGUGGAUGGGCAUUUUAAACUGUCUCUCAAUGGAGAGGGCCCUGGACAAAAUAACUAAUUUAAAUGGCCACUAAAGCCUUUCAGCACAGGGAGAAUUGACAACAUUCUUUCACAUCAUUACUGAGGGGGGUAGAGGAGGAGGGAAAGGGGGUUAGGAGGAGAGAAGGCCAUUUGGGAUAACCAGUGCGCUCCUCAAUGGCUACCUCGUCAGCAGUGUUUGGCAGCUGUCAUCUCCCUCAAUAUUUAUUUAUCCCUCCAUUCUUGAUUUCUAGAUAGGGGGACUGUGGGGGAAAAACAUGUUGAUUUGUGUCCUGUGUUCAUUUUAACGAGGCGUGUACCUCCACCAACCCCCCUCUCUCUCUCUCUCUCUCCCUCUCUCUCUCUCUCGCUCUCCUUUCUCUCUCUCUCCAGUCUUUUGAGCUCAGGGCUGAAUGAGUCCCCAGAGUCUCUCCAUGUCUCCCAGUAGUUCUACUGGGUUCAUUAAUCUUUCAUUGGGACCAUGGCAGUGGGGAAUGCUCCCUCCCUCUUUCCCCUUGUGCUACGCCUCCCCCUCUCCCAUCUCCCCCUCUCACAGCCCCACUGAAGGGGGGAGAUCUGGAAGGGUACUUUAACCACUCCAGCCUGGUACAGUCCAGACCAACUCCUUUUGCCACCCACCCUGGGUAUGGAAUGUUGUAGGGUCAGUUGGUCUGGUAGUCAGUUACACAGAAUAGGCCAUUUAUCUCAUACAGUGUUCACAGUAGGCUCAGCCAGCCUAUGGAGGUGACGAUGUCUUUUCACCAGUAAGCUCUGCACAUGUGUCUUGCCUAGGGCCUCAGCUUUGCAUUUGUAUAGUUAAAUGAGAAGAGUCCAUGUAUUAUCCCUCCCUCCCUCUCCCCCUUAAAUGCAUUUCAAAGUCUAUUGGAAAAUUGCCAUACCCAGGCUUUGGGUUGGUGCCUCACCAUGGUUAGGGUAUCUAAUGAGUGUGUUUGGACUGUUAGAGUGGAACAUUACCCACACCCCCAUUGCACCUACAUUACUCCCUCCCUCUCUAUACACACACACAGACACACAGACACACAGACACACACACACACACACACACAACCCAGCUAGUUCACUGUCUCCUUUUCCCCAGCACACGUCAGCCAUGUUAUCAUAAGCCUGAUUAGUGAUGCCUCUUUGACUGCCUAGGGACAGAAUAGAAUAUCGGUUGAGCAAGACCAGCUCACCGCCAGCGGUUUGUACCAGAACAGAAUAAUCUGGUUAGUGUGUGCGUGUGUGUGUGUGUGUGUGUUUGUGUGUGUGUGUAUGCCUGUACCUGUGCCUGGAGAAGUGGGCUAAGCUCUGGUUAACACAGGGCCCAUGGCGGAGAACCCCUCAGCUCAACUAUCAUCUUUGGGUAAUUGAAAAAGAUGCCUGCGUCAUUUAAUAGCACAAAGAGCAGGUUAUAUAGCUAAAACUAAUUUGGCAAAUAUGUAGAAAUUGAUUUUCUCCCCUCGUUUAUUAUAACGCCCCCCUAUCCCCUUUACCUCCCCUCCUCCUCUACCCCCCAAAACCAGACACUGGGGGGGGGACAGAGAGGGGAGGGGUAGAGAUCAGAGGGAGGAGAGGGAAUCAGUAGGAUAAACCACUAAAGGAGAGUGGGGGAAUUGGAUGGUAGAGUGUUGCUGAGUGUCGUUAUUAUGGCUGUGGACUUUACACGUAUUUGGUUGAAGCCCCCUUGUCGUGCAGCCCCAAUCCAAGUCUAAAAUGGCAGCCCUGCAUCUGAGAUGGCAUUACUGAGUGUCACCACAGAAGUGUUCUUAAUUACCAACCACACUAUUUUCACUCUGCUCUGGCGGUUUGGCGCUCUGAGGGGGUUGAUCAUUUGAUAGCUCUCGUUUUUUAAACAGCUUUCUGAUCCAUGUUAUAAUUCCGCUGCAGGCGCCUGCAAUCUCUACCCCAAAGAGUAAAACGCGAGAGAGAACGAAAGAGAGGAGGAGAGAGAGAGAGAGAGAGAUAAAUAUCUCUUUCGAGAGAGGAUCGCUACUCUCUCUCCUUCUCUCUCUCUCUCUCUCUCUCUCUCUCUCUCUCUCUCUCUCUCUCUCUCCUCUCUCUCUCUCCUCUCCUCUCUUUAGUCUAAUAAGGUCCCAGUGGUACAGCACCCUCACCAUGUGCACCCGCUCACGCCUCUGAUCACCUACAGCAAUGAGCACUUCACACCGGGCAACCCCCCUCCGCACCUACAGGGAGAUGUGGACCCCAAAACAGGUAAGACAGACUACACUACACUACACUACACUACACUACACUGAGGCCCAGUUGGGAAAUGGUUAACAUGGUUUGGAAAUGGUUAACACUCCAGCCACUCAGUCCUCAAAUCCAAACAGUGAUCUUCUCCCAAGGUCUGGGAGCAUUUAAAAAAUAUAUAUAUUUAUUUUGAAUUCUUCAAAAUAUAUAUUUAAUUCUCAUUGUUUUCCACAUACAAAGGCUACCACUGCUGCUUAUGCAACCACCACACACACAGACACACACUUCUGCCUGAUACAAUGACAUUUUAUUUAUGGAAGAUAUAACCCUCACAAAGCACAGCUUUGCAGGGCCUGCUUUCUCUGACAGUGGAUUUCCACCGCUGACCACAGGGGGCGAUGAAACUUCGGAAGCCAUUCAUUUUCAGUGGAGGGGAAGGAAGUUGGCUGGGGGACCGUUGGGUGACUCGAGCAUGGGUCAGGGAGCGUAUAGAGGGCAGCACCAAAGUUGGGGAAAGCUGAACUUUAUGCAAGUACUCCGCAACAUCGCAGCGCUAUUGACCAAUCGAAGCUCACUAUAGCUUCUAGCCCCCUUCUGGAUUGGCUGUUAAUACCUAGCACGACCUAGCCUGCUUGCUAGCACCCACAUGAGGGCGAAGCUAGCGUGUCUACCGGAGUUAUCGUGUUAUGUGGAAAUCCCUGGUGACCAGGUCUGAGAUAUUUGAGGGCAGACAACAGUCAGGGCUACUCUGAGAGAGACAGAGAGCUUCUCUCUCUUUUAUGGCCUGUGCUAUUGUGUCUCUGGUCUUGCAGAAUUAAGCCUGUUGACCCCAGUCUCUUUAGCGUCUCUGCACACAUGCUCUGGCAGGAAGGGGAGGGUCACUGCUUCCUCUCUCUCUUCUGACACGACAGGAGGAGGUACGUGUGUAUAACCUCACACGGCUGAAUGCCCCUCUCCUACACACACACACACACACACACACACACACACCCCAUCCAUCUGACUUGUCCACCUGCAAUAAACAUUAUGACCAAAUAGGGUAACUUACUUUCAAUAUGUUGUACAGUGGUAAGUAUUAAGUAGCUUUGAAAGGUCUCUGGUUGUUUUGUUUUGAGGUCAUAAUGGUCUCUUAUUAUGAUUGUCCUCACAAAGGGGCGAUAAUAACGUCCCAGCUGCUGUUUAAUAUGCCAGUUAAUGGCCUUGCUUAAUUGAGCUUAGUGUUUAAUUAAUUAACAAGCUAUAUUAAGGCUUCAGCACUGGAUUGGCAAUGAAGAGCAACGUUCGGAACGCUUUCCUCUGAGGAGUGUGUCAGCAACAUUUUUGGAACCCUCCUCAGCAUCAAAUGUGUAAUUAACGAUCUAUAACUUGUGAUUACAUUAUUAUUAUAUUUUACAUUCAUCUUAUUGUUCACAAUUAGUUCACCGUCAGUAUUUAGAGACCAGUGAGAGUUUGUCUACUUUUUGGAUGCACAAAAUGUUCCUUAGGUACCUGUCACUGAACAAAGUCUUGCUUUGGGUGUGACACACACUGGCGACAUACCGGCUGUGGAUGGAUUCAUGGGGCCAGGGUCAGUUCUGCAGAACUCUUCAUCUGGGUCCACUCUUUCCAGCCAAAAACUGCUCCACAGCUGCACCGACAUGCAGGCCAGGCAGGCCCACUGUGAAAAAAUGCUCCGGAGCAAAUAAAAGUCCCUCUGCUGCGCUGUCUGCCAGUGGAAUUCAAACACUUCCUUGUUGUGUUUUAAUGCUCAACACUGGAAAAAUGGAAAAUCCAUAAUUUCUUUGCUUUCUCCUCUUUUGAUCUUGAGCGUGUUAUUUUUACGACAGACCUUUGGAGGCCUAAUGUUUUGGGUGGCUUGUUGCGUGUUUUCUUUGCCUGUCAUCUGCCACAGUAAGUGUAGGCGACAUUGGCAAAUGUGUGAUCGUUUUGCCCUCUAUGAGAGCUGUCCUUAUGUAGGACAUCUCUGUCACUGUUCGUCAGAUGGGAAAACUAAAGCAUUUCUGUCUCUCUGUUAAACAUGAAGAUGAACAGUGGAACAUAAAUACUUCUGCUAAAGAGAAGCAGGAGACGAAGGGCCCCUAUUUAUAAGACCUACUUUAUAAUGUCAUAGUCAUAAGAGCCUAUGUCAGUUGAAGACAGCUAGGCUAAAACAACAUGUCACACAGUAUAUUGGGUAAGCCGACUAGCUAUGAAACAAGCUGGUCAUGAAUAACAUGCAGAGCCUGUUUAUAACAUCACUUCAUUCAUGCUUAUGACAGUAAGAUAACUUGCUGGGUUUACUGUAUAUGAAGUCAAACCCUGUUUACCUGCAGACCUCUAAAGGAACAGAUGUCAUUAUUUCAUCUGAGUGAAUCCCGUCCUUACUGUAUGAGACUGUACACAUUGUUUGUUAUGUUAGCUUCUAAACCUCAAUUAUCGCACGUUGUUAAUCCUCUCAUUCAAUAGAAGACCAAUGUGAUCAUGUUGGGGUAGUUUCCCCCCCUCUUUUUUUCUCCCCGUCUCUCUCAACACGUUAUGCCACCGUAGCGCCUGACUCGGAACAGCUUUGAUCAGGACGUGUGAUUUAGCACUGUGAACAUGCGAGCGUAACUGCACCUCCUCCUCCCUAGCCACCCAGCUUCCAGUGAUGUCGACUCUGUUCAAUUGUGAAACUCACAAAGGAGGAUUUUAACACUGACUUAUAUUUCUCUGUCCAUCCCUCCCUCUCUCAUUGUCCCUCUAUCCUUUCUCUCUCUUUCUCUCCAGGAAUUCCAAGGCCUCCACAACACCCAGACAUAUCCCCCUAUUACCCUCUCUCGCCUGGCGCUGUAGGCCAGAUCCCUCAUCCGCUGGGGUGGUUAGUACCACAGUAAGCAACGUUUUAGUACUCUCUUUCUCUACUGUUAUUAAGCAUGUUUUAGUGCUCCAAGCAUGUGCUGGUGUCUUUGUUUUGUAACUAUGUCUAGAUGUAGAUUGAUUUAGUGGUUUGGAGCAUUAAGUUCUGUAGUACUUUAUGUUGUAAAAUCAGCAUCCCUAAUGUAGAUGAUAUAACGUGAAAUAGUUAUCCAUCAGAGGCAAUGUCUUCUGAUUUGUUGUGAAUGCUAAUAGAGCUUGGUUUCUGCACAUAGGGAAAGCUCUGUAUCCACUUAUCUCAAACUGGGUCCUCUCAAUUUUGAUCAGGCACUGAUUUGACUCCUAGCUGACCACAUUGCAGCGAGGAUGGCUAAGUCUCCCUCUCUACUGGAGUCUCCAGUUGAUAAAUUCAAGCAAUGGACUGACUCAUGGGCCACAGAAGCACACUGCGGUUUCCUAAACCCCCCUCCAACCCCAACUUUGUGGCGAAUGCUAUUUUGCAUGUCUCUGUAUUGUCCAAUUAGAGCAAUGAACCGUGAUUGCCCGUAUUUUACCCACAAUUCCACACGGGGGCUCUCCCUGGGUGACUCUUGUCAACACUUGUUAAUAUGACAAAAGGCUACAAAUUAAGCUCUGUUAAUUUAAUGUUUUCUCACCGCGAUCUAAAUACUGGGAGAGGUCCCGAGCGCAGCCGCGGCACCCUUUGAUUCGCUGCACUUUAUUUUGGUAUAAAUUUACAUUCAUUAUUGUUUGUCUUUAGAUGUGUAGACCUCAAUUAGCGUGAUGGCUCCAUUAAAGAGUCGCGCUUCGUCUUUAAUUAUCACAACAAAACACCUAGAUUCAGCUCGGGGAGGAAAGGGCCCCCUCUCCAUCGACACUGAGCGAAGGGUUAUGAAAUUUAAUUUAGCCAUUCCUAUCAGAUUUGUGGCAAUCAAAUUGUUCAGAGUUUGCCUCUCCUUUGAUCCGCGCUCUGCAAUCCCCUAGAUUUUAGUCCUGAUCAAAUGAGAAUAAAGAGGCCUGCGAUCAGGGAGAGAGGGAGAGGGCUUUGCCUCCUCUACUUCCAUCAACCCUGUUUCUUUACCUCCUUCUCUUCUUUGUCCUUCUCCUAGGCAAGGUCAACCUGUUUACCAGGGUUUUAGACACCCCUACCCGACUGCGCUCACUGUCAACGCAUCCAUGCAAAGGUGAGUUGAGACUUGGGAGAUAAACACGCACACACACACGCACACACACACACACACACACACACACACACACACACACAGAGAGGAGGAGGCUGUCACGCGGAGAGUGUACACUCUCGUCUCCACGUUCAAAAGGCUAAUCCUCCAGUGUCCCCCGCUAAUGUGUUGAAAUAUUAAUUAUAUGUAUCACUUUUGAGCUAAUGAGGCCCCUAAAGAACAUUUACCCUAGCUGCAUGUCAGCCACAUCUGUAAUGGACGGGGCAUGUCCUUGCUGCUAGCUUUUAAACAACCAGACACAUUGAUAUAUAAACAUCUAUACACUUAAAAGGAGAGAAUGAUGCAUGCUGGGGCUUGACACAUGGUUAGUUCUUUGUUGGGCCCAUUAGGGUCCAGCUGAAGGGGAGAGCUCUGGACACAAGUGAACCCGGGGGGGGGGGGGGGGGGGGGGGGUUUGUUGUUGUUGUGUUAUACGUUUUAAACUGGGCCUGGCUCUCUCGGGGGCAGUGCUAUACUACUCUGCAUUGUUGUUGCUGCGUUAUGUGUUUUUAACUGGGCCAGGCUCUCCCAAUACUCUGUAUUGUAUGGAAUGUGGGAAGAGUUAACUGUGGAUGACAAGUACCCCAUGAUUUGUAGGUUUGGAGUCUUUUCGAAAAAAAUAAAUACAGCUCCAUAUAGCCUUUGCUUUCCCCCUGUCCCUCUCCCCCAGCCCAGAGCUGUAUUCACAGGCGUUUCAGUGCAGGCAGCUAGAGAGUUUGGAACUGGGGACCAGACCAAACUUUAGUUUCAUUACAGGCUGAUUGGAAAGGCAGCUCCUUAUGGUCGACUGUUCAGACCUCGUUGAUGGAUAAGUGUGAGCGAGGGAGGAAAAGAGAGAGAGUGAGGCCUCGAAUGGGGUAUGGAAAGGUUCAUGUUGUGAAAUAGUACCUCACACCCUUAGUAUUUUGACAUUGAACACAUUUCGUGUGCACUCGUGUUCCUCAUCUCUCUCUCUCACUCACACACACACACACACACACAAACACACACACAGACCUUAAACGCUCCUUUUAAUUAAAAGCAGAAAAGCACAUUCACACUGUUAAAAAGAAAGAGGAUAUGUUUGCCAAUAGAUCUUAGUUUGUCCUCUUUCUUGGUUAGCCUUACAUUGAACAUGUAUAACUUCACAUGUAUUCUUCAUUAAUACACAAUACUUCCGUAUUUAGAUUGAUCGUUUCCAUCAUCACCUUGAUCCAGACUCCCUCAUGGCUUUAGCGACCGACUCUUCACUCUAGCACAGCCUGGUUUUUCAUGUCAUCUGCAUAGCAGGGUUAUUAUAAAGGCUCUAAUUUAUCAUCUCUACCCCCUAUUGUGUCCCUCUUCCACUCCCAGCGACUCCCCUAAAGCAGACGUUGCCCCCCUUUCCCCAGCCCAGCCCUGGUUGCCCUGCUCUUCAGUGCAGGCAGGGUGUGUGUCUGGUGUCUGGUAGAGCCGGGCAGCCAGACUAACUGGGGUCUGGCCAAAUCUAGUGGACCUGUGCUUUAAGUGACAGCUAAUUCAGCUCUAAUGACGGCCUCUACAUUGUGAUCAUCGUAUUUCCAGCAAGGCUAAUUGAAUCUGCUGGAUGGGGGCUAGGGGGAUUGGCUGUGCUGUGGGGCUGGGGAGAGCUAAUGCGUUCUGAUGAGCCCUAAUUGAAUUAGCAUAGCUGAAUAGGUGGAGGUCUCCGUCUCUGGAGAAAGGGGCUUUAGCACAUCCUUGUUAAAACUGUUACGGGGGAUUUGACAAAAAAAAGAUGGCCAUUUGGGUUGUUGACGGCAUAGAGAAAUGGUGCAGAGUGGAAAGGUUUGGAUAAUUGUGUAUAUGACAGGGUUUCGGAAGCAAAAAAUUUAAACAGAAUUAAAGAAUUGUCUCUUGGCUUUAAAAGGGCUUAAAUAUAUCACAAGACAUCCAGUAGUUAUAAAGUCCGGUCCAUGUCUAAUAAUUACAUGAGGCCUGAGUGAUUGAGAUGUCCUGGUCCUGUAUUUCACUGGGUAGCCAGAUCUUAACAAGAGAACAACCCCGUAGUGCCACAUACCGGCCCGAUUACGAUGCAGAGGGUGAGCCUCACUUUCGUACAUUGCGCCCCCUCAAUGAGCACCUUACACCAGGCCCUGUUCAAAAAAUACAUUAUCUGGAAGGAAAAAAGGCAAGCAGGAGAGAGCAGAGUCGGAGCAAAUGAAAAUAUAUUCUUUUAAAAAUGAGUUUGGAGCAGUACAGGUCCAUUAUCUCUGGCGGGCCUGUGUGUCACACGUGGGAGGAAGUGUAGGCCUCUCGCCCCCUGUCCAACGCCUGCCCUUUGAUAUGUUCCUCCCUCAUGUCUCUCUCUCUCUCUCCCUUCCUCCCUCGCUUACCCUCAGCCCUUUUUUUUUUCUGCGGAAGGGAAAGUGCGCCGGACGAGUCAUUAUACAUUAACCAGGCACGGGGGUACCGCCUCGCGUUGGCAAUUAAAUGGCCCUGGCUGACACUGGGCCUCCGUUGCAGCCAAUGACCCACCCCCAUCCCUGCCUUUCAGAUUGAGACGUAGGAGCCUGGGGAAUGGAGGCCUCCUCUCCCUCUCUCUCUCUCCCCCUCUGUUGGCUAAAUUGGACCAAGGCGCUGUUCUGUGCUGAUGAGGCUGGAUAAUGCCCCGCACAUCAAAGGGAUGGCCGUCAUGUUUAAACCAUAACCUGGGCCGCGCGGUGGCAGCUGGAGGGAGGGAGAGGGGGAGGUGGGAGGGGGGAGGGGACAGGAAGGAGGAGGAGAGUAGAGAAGGAAGAAGAGGAAAAAAUGUGACGCUGAACAGAGGACAUUUUAACAAGUGCACCAAGAGAGGGAGAAGGAAGGAAAGAGAGAGAGAGAGUAGGGGAAAUGCGGCGGCCUAAUGAUGGGUGAUCUGCAGCCACUGCCGCGGCUCAGCAGAUGACAUGGCACGAACACAAACGUGUCAAUGAUGAAGAGAGGAGAAGGGAGGAGAGAAGAGCAGCGGGAGGGAGGGAGAGAGAGGGGGGGGGAGAGAGAAGGAGGAGGGGAGAGAGAGAGAGACAGACAGACAGACAGAGAGAGAGAGAGAGAGAGAGAGAGAGAGAGAGACAGAGAGAACACACUCCCCAGAGAUCGCCUGCAACAGAAACUAGUUGUUCCUGGCGAGUUGAUGCUCAUCAUUAUAUUCUGGCUCCAAGCCAUGCAGCCAGACACAUCAAGAAAAUGAGCAAAAUAAAUAAAUAAAAAAUGAUUCCUCCUUUUUCCCCCUCCUUCAUCCUCCACUCUUUUUCUAUGAUUUGUGUACGGUCAUGCGUAGCUGAGAUAUAUACUCUACACUCACACAGACACUCACAUUCAAAUAAUCUUACAUAGACAUAAUUACUCUCACUCAUCACACACACAAUUGUGUUGCUCAUUGCUCUGUGAAGUGAAUCCAUCGAUGCGGGUUAUUGCCCUCUAUCAGUGUAGCUAAUGAUACCAGUGUUAUAAAGAUGUAGAGUAGAGGGGUAAAGAAUAACCAUGAAUAAUCCUGAUCUAGCACGAGGCCCAAUAGAAUAGGUCUAGGUUUAACAUAGAAAAAGGUGCCUUACCAAUGGUUAAAGCUAAGGCGGUGCCCUAGGAGCUGAAUAUGUUUUAACAUGACCUCAGUUUUGACAUCAGCUUACACAACAGAUUGGCACAAGACUCAACAUACCUGUAGUUUGUCACAUUGUAAAGGGACCAAGACAUCCUGGAACUUGUAUUUGUCAUCCACAGUCCACAGAGGGGUGGCAGCACUAAACACUGACUUACCAUUGGAGAAAGUCACUAUUUUGGCUCAGUUAUAGAAGCAUGUGAGGACUUGUUAAAACCCAUUACAGUUAAAGUGUCUGUAUGGGUCAUUUUGGCAGAAAAUGACUGUCCCGUCCUUCCAUUUGAAACUCUUCCCACUUCAAAACAAAACAGCUCUUAUUUUAAAAUGAAUAUUAUGAAAUAUGACUUGUGAUGUGUAAUGUGUGUGUGUACUGGGUAACUGUUUCUAUGUGGUUGUGAGAUUCUGUGAUACUUAUGGACCGAAUCCUUUCUUGAUAUACGCGUGCGAAACUCAAGCUUUUGUAUAAGUCAUGCAUUGAAUCUCAAUGAGAGAUUUACAUGAAAAUCCGACUUUCCCGCUCGGACCUCAAGUUAGGAUUCGGCCCUAUACAGUACGUCAACAUGUGCACGUCUGUAUGAAUGUCGAGUGAGCAUAUUCUGUCUCUGUUUGAUGUGUCCAUCUUCCAUUUCACACGUGUCCACUCUGACGAUUUACACAGUUUUCUGUCCUCCAGGUUCCCUCACCACAUGGUCCCCCCUCACCACAGUUUGCACCAGACCGGCAUCCCCCACCCCGCCAUCGUCACGCCCAACGUCAAGCAAGAGUCCUCCCACAGCGACAUAGGCCUCAACAGCUCGUGAGUACACACACAUCUGCACACACACACACACACACACACACACCUCUGCUUAUUUUUACCAUUGUAAACUAAACAGCAGUAGCGGCACAUUUGGCACUGGUAUUAUUGUUCUAAAUUCUACCAUUACAAUAAGCUGUUUAAUACCAAUUCUGGGUAUUUGCCAACCAUACAGUACUAUACUGUACACACUCCACAGGAAACACCAGGACUCCAAAAAGGAAGAGGAGAAGAAGAAGCAGCCCCACAUCAAGAAGCCGCUGAACGCCUUUAUGCUCUACAUGAAGGAGAUGAGGGCCAAGGUGGUGGCCGAGUGCACGUUGAAAGAGAGCGCCGCCAUUAACCAGAUACUGGGACGAAGGGUGAGAGAGAGAGACGGCACCGCUAUAGACACAGACUCACUCACUUUACACAUACAGCUUGGUAACUCCCUGUACAAGGGACUAUGCAUAGGGCAGGUAGCCUAGCGGUUAAGAGUGUUGGGCCGGUAACCAAAGGGUCGCUGGUUCGAAUCCCAGAGCUGACUAGGUGAAAAAUAUGCCGAUGUGCUCUUGAGCAAGGCACUUAACCCUAACUGCUCCUGUAAGUCGCUCUGGAUAAGAGCGUCUGCUAAAUGACUGAAAUGUAAAAAAAUGUCAAAUGAAAAUAUCCACAACACACUUAAUGUAUGGUUUAGUUGACUAUAGGCCUGCUACUGGGUCUGGAAGACAAGGGCAACAUGUCUUAGUUUGUCUCUACCUCUUUUUUGCCCUCUUCUCUUUCUAUGAUUUCCUUCCCCCUCUCUUCCCCUCCCUCCCUCUCUCUCUCUUUCCGCGUGUCUGUCUGUAGUGGCACGCCCUAACACGAGAGGAGCAGGCGAAAUACUACGAGCUGGCCAGGAAAGAGCGACAGCUUCACAUGCAGCUCUACCCCGGCUGGUCAGCACGAGAUAACUAUGUAAGUUUUUAAGUUUUCAACACGUACCUCCUGUAUUUCUCCCCUCACAAGGACAUGUCUGGGAUGAGUGCUCUUACUGUUCUGUCUGAGCUGAGAGCUCACCUCACUAGCAAUGCCUACUGACUGUUUCCCUAGACACAUUAGCCAAUGGAAUCUCCAAUAUACUUUACAGUAGAUUUGCUGGGCUAUAUAAAACAGGGUCUAAAGUCCCUGGAAUUCUGAUGCUGAAGGAAGUUUCUCUCCCAGCGUUGGUGUGUGUCCAGCAGUUCAGGGGUCAUCAUACGCCCCUGCAAGGCUCAGGUUGACCAGUGAAACUUUGACUCCUCUCAGCCUGCACAAAGCAUUCUGCAAAUCUGACUCCCUCGCUAGAAACCAACAAAGCCUCUACAUAAACAAGGGGAAAAUAAGUGAAAAGAUUACAACAAAAGAAAAAAGAGAGAGUAAAAAAAUACAGAAAAGGAGAAUGGGAAAUUCUGUCUUGCAGUGGCAGUUAAAACCGGCGGGCAGAGAAAGAGACAGAGAGUGAAUGAAUAAAUAAAUAUACAGAAAGAUGACCCGUUUUGAUUUCAUGUCUCAGGUCUUCUGCAAUAUAAUAACUAAGGUUCCUGUCUAUUUCUCUUCUUUUGGCGGCUAACCAACAGGGCAAGAAGAAGAAGAGGAAAAGGGAUAAGCAGCCAGGAGAGGGCAAUGGUAAGUCUCUCUCCUAUUAGGAGAUCCAUCAUGUGUCAGGACUGUGUGACGUCUCACGAGAUAAAAGUCUUUUUCUCUACUGCUUUUUUAUUUAUUUUUAAGUUGUUGUGCCUGGCUCGUUUUUUUUGACUACAUAGUUAUGCUACCCAUAAUGCAAUAUUUAAAUGGUAGACUUGCUUGUUACCCCCUCCUUCCAUUCCCCAACCCCUCCCCUAGCCUUCCCCAGCUAAUAACGUUGAAUAUGCAUGACCCCCCCCCCAGCCUCACCCCUCCUCCUCACCCCACCCUCCCACACACACACUUUGCCCCCCAGCAUUUAUGAUACUGUGAUAUGUGUGUUUUGAGAAUGUGAAAUUUAAGCAUUUGCGAGAGCCAUUAACUUAGCCAGUGUUGUGUUUCUGUGCGUUAUAAUGCCUGUGCCCUGCAGAUAGACUGUGCUUGUGUGUGUGUCUGUAACUUGGGCUGCCCCUGCUUGUUUUCAUGCAUGCUUUUUAAUCACACACAAAAAAAGAGGGAAAAAAUCACCCACAUCUUAAAAUUAAGGAGGUUUGCUAAUUCUAUUACUUUUUCAUUUUAUAUUCUUAUUCAUAUUCUUCUGAUAUUCCAUAUUGUGAGUUGAAAAGGAGAAAUGCAGAAUAUUAAACUGUAUUCUAAACUCGUUUACUUGACGGAUCCCCUCUUGAAGGCCUCUCCAUCUGUUCUUUUUUUCAGAACACAGAGAAUAUUUUCCAAACCCUUGCCUUUCACUCCCUCCGAUUACAGGUGCUAAUGUCAUUUUGAGUCUUAAAUUACUAACUUGUUUUUUUUUCUCUUUUUAGUUUAUUAUGUAUUUAUCUAUGUAUGUGAAAAUAUAUUAUAUUUAAAAUUAAUUUUACUAAGCUAAAUGCAAUAUUUUGAAGAAUGUUAUAUGCUUUGUUUGCUGCUUUCUUUCUUAAAAUGUCUCUUAUGUUUAUUUAUUUGAACAUUUUAUUUAUACUAGCAAAAGUAUGUUUUAUUUUAUAUACUUACAUAUUUAUUUAAUGAUGCUUCUGUGUUAAAGCCAUUUAUUCUAGAACAAUCUUCCCCAUUUGGCCAAAUCCAUAUGUUGUAUAUAUUUCUAGCGGUGACUAUUAAAGUUAAAGUAAUCUUAAUGUUGAUUAUGACCCAGAGAUUUGACGUCAGUCAGGGUAAACCUCCUUAAUCUAUUUGCUUCAGUAGCUGUGCUUGUGCCUUUUUCUGGGCCAGCAUGAGUUGGGCCUAUUCCCCUACUACGCAGUCUCUGCUCAAACUAAGGCCUGGAUUCACUCACCAAAGGAUUCCUCCUUUGACCCAGCUAUCACUUUGCUCUACAUUUGAUUAUUAAGCCACUAUGGUAGAAAACUGUGUGUCAGGUGUUUGAAUUCAGGUCUAAGUAGUAGUGCCCUUGCUGCAUUCAGUAGGGUUUAACCCUUUAAUGCUUUCCCUGGCUGGGACUAACCCAAACCUUCCCUUAGCUUAACAGUCUGAUACUGCUUCCUCUUCCUACUUACCACCUCUUCCCGCUCCUUUUCAAAUAUGGCGAUAAAAAGUACAACUAUGAAUGUCACUUAGCAGAAAUGUAAUCAAGUCUGCUUUAUUUCCCCCAUCAUAUUCUCCUCUAACAAAAUCGCUUUAGCCUUCUAUUAAAGUGGAAAUGACUAUCCUUUUCUUCGACUUAAUCUUUGCACAUUUAUGCAUUUGUUAACUUUUUGCUUGCGGUUUGAUUUGACUAAUGUCUGAAAGACUAACCGUGUCUUCUGACAGUCCUUUCUGUAAAGGCAUACUGCACAAUUACUUGCAUCUUUUUAGUUAGGGGGGAAAUUAGCUAGAUAUGCCACGAUUACGAAACUCACAGACUCACUGGUUUCCGUUUUUCUCCUUUAUUUCUCUGCUCUUUUUCUUCCCCCUUUUUGGUUAUUCUUCCUCCUGUCUGCUGGCUUUCCUCCCUGUUGUGGCAUCAGACCUGAGCGCUCCUAAGAAGUGUCGAGCGCGCUUUGGGCUCGAUCAGCAGAAUAACUGGUGUGGCCCGUGCAGGUGUGUAUGGUGUGUGCUGGCGUGAACGCCGGGGGCCAGGUGACGGCUGCUCUCUGAGCUGGGACUUCCUCCUUCCCUCUCCGCCUCCCUCUCUUCUUCCUUCGCCAGGCUGUCGCCACCUCCCAACUCUUCCUCCAACCCAGCCCUGCUAGUCUGGCCUGCCUCUAGUUGUGUUGGUGUUUGGGAACAGGGCUAACAGGGUAUGCGUUAGUGUGUGUGUGUUGGUGUGAGGGGUGUUUGUCUGUACCCAAGUAUAGAUUGCAGCGUAUAGAUGUGAGGUUGUGUGGGUCCUAUAGGGCAGAUUUUCAUAAUGAGGGGCAGGACUCAUCAGACUGGGUCUGAGAGGAGUUGGAGACGCGAUGGCCUGGUCUGUGUGGAGGAGGUCCCAGUGUUGACAGCCCAAACCUAAGCCUUGGCUACAUGUUGUCUGUCCAAUGACGUGUCCAUUUUCUGUGUUUUUGUAUUGUUUGUGUGUCUACCUCUUUGGCUAACAGAUGCAAAUGCCCCAAAGAAGUGUCGUGCCUUGUUCGGGCUUGACCAGCUGGGUUUAUGGUGCAAACCAUGCAGGUAUACCCCUGUAGUAUCUAUGGGAGGACAACCGUAAUGACAACCACUUCCUUCUCUUACGUCUUCUCAAGAUGUCCCUCGAAAAUAUAUGUAUUCAUUGAUGGCACCUACAUUUUAUCUGUUUCUUUUCCUGAUUGGGGAAUAUUCUGCUAGAUCUUCUCCUAGCAGGUCAUUUCACCUAUUUUCUUUGAAAACUAGAAGCCCAGUGGCAGAAAAUGGAUUUACUAGCAUCAUUAUUUGUACACUACCUCAGUCCUGGUUGCAACAUUGCACACAAUCAAAUUUAGGAGACCUUUGGGUCUUUUUGUUGUAAUGUAAUAAAAAAAAUUAUACAUUUAUGGUUUAUGAUACUAUUCUUCUGGCAAGUUGAAAGGUUGAAAUCCAUUUUCUAUCCAGGCUGUAUGUAAGUGCCUGACAUCCUAACUGUCUUAAGUGUCUGUCUGAAUUGGCCAUCUUGAUAACCUUGUCAUGUUAAGGCUUGGCCCUGCUUCUCAGAGGGCACCAGAGUGACUUUCUUCUAUGCCCUCUUCCUCCUCCUCCUCCUCCUCUUCCUCCUCCUCCUCUUCCUCCUCCUCCUCCAAACUCCUCUCUAAUAACCCUUAAUUAGUCCCUACCUGUUGUCUUUCUGUUCUGACACAAGCAGUCUUUGAAUUGGGAAUAUUUUCAUGGUAGGUAUCUGUUUCUGUUAAGUAAUACCCUUCUCCGUGUCUGGCUUGCACUGUCUCCACCUCUACCCUGACCAUUGUGACACUCCGUUUGAUACUGUACAUCACCAUGGUCAACCCAAGGCAUGCGACCAAUCAAUACAUUUCAUUUUUCUUAUUUUGUUUUCAAUAUUGAUCUGUAGUUAUUACUUCGGAAAGUCUAUCUGGCAUUUUGCCUCAAAGAAAACAGCUCAUAGGAUAUUGAGUGAUCUUACCAAGUCACUUUUCGUGUGCAAUUAUAAAGGUUGAAUUCAUAUGGCGUCCAAUUGAAGUCAACAUCCAAUUAAAGUCAUACACAAGGCCUGCUGAACUCUUAGCAAUGCUCCACACAGUAGUACUGUUAUAGUAGAUUUAAAAUAAGACGUAAACAGUUGAUCACAUUGAUAUAGGGAUGACAUACUCGCAGUAUUACCUGAUCCAGUCCAUGAACGUAACGGGUAGAUGAUGAGUAGGCCAGCAGCGGGGUGUCAGAGGUCCUGGCUUGGAAAUAGCCAGGGAUAAUUCCUGCAUCGUUUAAGGAAUCGAGAGGUUAACAGACCACACCGGGCUCCAUUUCCUGAAAGAUGCAUCUGCCGUAAUUCCCCUGGAGACGAGGAAAUCAAUAUGUUACACAGGCCCAUACUAUCAAUCGAUAUGUCUGUUAAAAAAUGGAUAUUAGCUCAUUUGUAGCGGUUUGACAGGCAGUUAUCACUUCAGCACUGGCAGAGGUUUUACACUGAUAGCUAGCGCUCAAUACCACACAAUACUCAUACAGGGUCUUUGACAGCCUUUCUUUGCUUUUUCAGUUGACAUUUCCCUGUGGUUUACUCUUUCUUGUGUGUCCAUGUUGUGUGCUCGUUCUCUUUGUGUAAUUGUUAAAUCUCAGAAGUGCAUGCCUCUUUAUCCAGCAUUCUGUCAGUGUAAGGUAUGUGUGGUUGUCCAAAUAUAUACUUUUCUUUCCCCACUCUCCCUUUCUCUUCAUUCCUCUUUUAUCAGUUCUCACUGAUUGAUCUCACCCCUAUUUCUUUCCAUCUCUUUCUCUCUCUCACACUAUUUGUGUGAAACCUUUAUCUGAAGGAGUACAGGCAGGGUAUGACUUGAGAAACAGGCCUUACCGUUUAUUGAACGAUAGAACAGAGAUGCUUACAUUUGUCGAAGGCUAGCUGAACCAAAGCAUUGUUUCUAUCACUCACUUCUGCCCGACUCCCUCCCCACCUCCGAAUUCUGUUCUUUCUCCUUCUUGCUCAUUGUCCCUGUGAGCUAGCAACACAGUCUGAACCACAGUGUAUUUGCCCUCGAGGCAGGCACAGACCUUGUGAUAAGGAGUUGUUGUUGAGGUCAGGGUGAAACGAGGUGGGCAUAGGCUCCCCCCUCUGUCCAUCCUUCCCUCCCUGCACCCCCGCCCCCCCGACCCUCUUGAGUGAUAGCUCAGUGCAGUUGCAUUUUGGGCCGUUCCACAGAGCGAGAUGGGUUGGCUGCAGGCACGCCAGACGGGAGAGUCCCGACCCGAGCAGAAAUGCAAACAUUAUAGCGUGACCCUCAUACACAUGUCUUAGGGGCAGGUGCAGCGUAGCGGGGAUCCCUCUAACCUCUUACCUCAGCAUCCAAACUCUCCCCCCCUAAGGAAAGGAGAGCGAGAGAGAGAGAGAAGUCAGGAUAGUGGAGGGAGGAGAGAGAGAGAGAGAAGUUAGGAUAGUGGAGAGAAGUGAGGAGGAAGGAGAGAGAGAAGUCAGGAUAGUGGAGGAGAGAGGGGAGGGAGGAGAGAAGGGGGAGAAGUUAGGAUAGUGGAGGGAAGUGAGGAGGGAGGGGAAAGAGAGGGAGGACUAGUAUCUCAGAAGAGCAGGUUGAUCCUGGCAGUAGCUCUUCACCACGGCCAGCUCAUUGGUUCAGUAAAGAUCAGAAGUCUGUGAGGAAACGUUUAAAAGAUGAGGAAAAAUAGCAACAAUAAAGGGAGUUGUUUUGAGAUUCGCCAUGAAAACCAUUCUUCAUUCUUCUUUAUUCGUCAUCCAUUUCUCAUCCAUCAUUUUCAUCCUCCUGCUGUCUCUCCUUGUUCAUCAUCCUGUCUGUCUGUUUGGUGGACUGUGUUGUACUGUGUGUAUGUCCUGGGAGUCUGAGCAGGCCACCUGUAGCCUUGAUCCUCAGCCAGGCUGUAGCGUUGGCAACCACUUAAAUGCACCAGAAAAAUAACAACAAUGUAAGGCCCAGAAAUAGGUUUUAGAUUUUAUGUAUGCAUAAUGCCAGUGAAACAAGAUGGUGCAUUUAAGUUGACUGCUAAGGCUCAGCUAUUGCCCAGCAGAUUGGUCAGUUCUGGGAUGUCAUGCUUAAAAUAAACGUCUUUCUCUGUCCCCCAUCUCCAGGAGAAAAAAAAAGUGCAUUCGCUACAUCCAAGGUGAAGGUAGCUGUGCCAGUCCUCCCUCUUCGGACGGAAGCUUACUAGACUCCCCCCCACCCUCCCCCUCCUCGGUGGCCCCCUCCCCCUCCUCGAAAGAGUCCAGACCUCAGACUGAACAAAUGCAACCUCUCUCACUGACUAUGAAACCGGCCCACCAGCCUCUCCACCACCCUCACCGGCACCUUCUGGCUGGGCAUCCUCCUCCGCCAUCUUUGGUUCUGCUGGAAAACUCUGCUGCUGCAGCGGGCAAAACGCCUGGCGCAGCCCACAACGGAGCCCACGGCGACGUCUCGUCCUCGCGGCAGCCGGGCUCCUCAGGCGCCGUCCUGGCCAGGCCCUUGGCAGCAUCGCUGUGUCAUUCCCACUCGCUACACCCCAACUCCACGGCCCCUCAGCCUCUGUCGCUCGUUACCAAGUCUAUAGAGUAG